Molecule: messenger RNA, 1510 nt
Organism: Closterium sp. NIES-67
Lineage: Eukaryota; Viridiplantae; Streptophyta; Zygnematophyceae; Desmidiales; Closteriaceae
Source: the annotation of a GenBank genome assembly
UAUCGCCGGACGCCAUGCAGAUCCUUCGGUCGCACCGCAUAGCCACCCUGGAGGAUUUCGUCAUGGCGGAUGGUCGCAUGCUGCGGAGGGACGUGGAGGGCAUGGCGCAUGGCACGGCUAGGGAUGACGCACUGCAGGCCAUAGACCAGCUACAUCAUCACAUGGUGCAUGCCAUGUGCAUGCCAGCACAUGCCAGUGGGGACCAGCUCUUGAGGGACAUCUACAGGGAGGGGCCCUAUGGUGACAACAGCGAGGGCCUAAACCAAGAGGACCCUUAUCCGCAGCAGAGACAAGCGCAGACGGGGGAAGAGGAGGAAAAAUGGCAGUGCAAGGGGGAGCAACUGCAACAGCAGUAUCAGCAGCAGGAGGGGCAAGAGCAAUGGCAAGUGGACGAUGUUGGGAGGAGGCAGUGGAAACAUGCGACCAUCAGCACUGGGUGCUCCAGCAUUGACUCCUUGCUAGGGGGAGGCCUGCCCCUGGCAGCAGUCACAGAGGUCACUGGCGCUGCUGGUGCUGGCAAGACUCAGUUCUGCCUGCAAGCAGCAGCAGUAGCUGCAAUCUCCCCGCUGCUCUCUCAAGCCACUGACAUUGCUCCACCUCAGCACGCAUCAGCCUCUCACAGCAACUUGGAGCUGACCCCGGUGUUGCGGCUAGGAGCAGGCGCCACAGCAGGCAUCAUUGCCAUGUCCGCCACAUACCCCAUGGACAUGGUCCGAGGGCGCCUCACAGUGCAGUCCGGCAGAAAAGGCGAGCAGCGCUACAAGGGCAUGCGCCACGCCGCGGUGACUAUAGUGAAGGAGGAGGGCGUUCGCGCCCUCUAUAAGGGCUGGUUGCCAUCCGUUAUUGGUGUGAUCCCCUACGUGGGUCUCAACUUCGCAGUGUACGAAACCCUAAAGGACUGGCUUGCAAGAAUGUACGCGACUCAGCAGCCCGAGCAGGCGGAGCUCUCAGUCCUCACCAAGCUGGCGUGUGGGGCGGUGGCGGGAACGCUGGGGCAGACAGUGGCGUACCCGCUGGACGUGGUGCGGCGGCGGCUGCAGAUGGUGGGGUGGAAGGACGCGGCCAGCGUGCUCAGAGCCGACGGUACGGUGGCAGCGGCACCGCAGUACACCGGGAUGAUAGACGCUUUCCGGAAGACGGUGCAGACGGAGGGAGUCAAGGCGCUCUACAAGGGGCUUGUCCCAAACUCUGUGAAGGUGGUGCCAUCCAUCGCCAUUGCCUUCGUCACGUACGAGAUCAUGAGAGACUUGCUCAAGGUGGAAAUUCGCAUCUCAGAUUGACACUGCAGUUGCAUGGGCAUCAUCGGUCAUCUCUCCUUACAUCCGCAUUGGCUGCCAUCAUGCAUUAGGGGAUGCUGUUAUGGGUGGCACGGUGUAUUGCGGCUCGGCUUGUGGUCUGUUAUGGCUGUUCUCGCACUCAUCUACGGCCAGGAGCUAGGGAAGGAAUGCAUAUUUGUACUGUAGGAUUAGGUACGAUUGCAAUCAUUUUGCAAUUAAUAGACAUCAGGUUA